Brassica oleracea var. oleracea is the source of this 944-nucleotide messenger RNA. RefSeq names its product protein NDR1-like. The record is from RefSeq and is a predicted model, not a curated record. The transcript has a single exon. NCBI's taxonomy places the organism in Eukaryota, Viridiplantae, Streptophyta, Magnoliopsida, Brassicales, Brassicaceae. The coding region runs from base 158 to 793 and encodes 211 amino acids. Gene Ontology annotation, biological process: defense response to other organism.
CUUGCGGCUAAGAGCUUGCGCGUGUGUGACGACUGUUAGCUAGUCGUCUCUUUGGGUCAACUUAAAAUAUCAGCUAAAACAAUCCCAAAACCAGCAGACCAAAGAAUCUAAUCUACAAAACAUCUUCAAAUCUUUCAGACAAAAUCUGAAACUCAAAAUGGAUCAAGAUCAAGACCAUGGUGGAAGAAAUUGUUGUAGCUGCUGCUUUAGCUUAAUCUUCACGGCAGGUCUCACCUCUCUUUUCCUAUGGCUAAGCCUUCGUCCCGACAAACCCAAAUGCUCCAUCGAAUACUUUUACCUUCCUGCCCUCAACAAAUCCUUAGACUCACAUUCACGUCCCAACACCACUCUCAACUUCAUGGUUCGUCUCGCUAAUCCAAACAAAGACCAAGGUAUCUACUACGACGAUGUCCACCUCUCUUUCUCCACCAACAGUUCCUCUCUCAUUAACUACACAGUGCCAAGAUUCUACCAAGGACACAAGAAGAAGGCCAAGAAGUGGGGUCAGACUCCGCCUUUGAACAACCAGAAGGUUUUACGAGCGGUUUUGCCUAACGGGUCUGCGGUUUUUAGGAUGGAUCUGAAGACGCAGGUGAGAUUCAAGAUUGUGUUCUGGAAGACUAAGAGGUAUGGAGUUGAGGUUGGUGCUGAUGUUGAAGUCAAUGGAAAUGGAGUCAAGGCUAAUAAGAAAGGGAUUAAGAUGAAGAAAUCUGAUUCUUCUACUAGGUUGAGAAGAAGCUAUUUUUGGAUUUGUGUUUUGAUGAAUCUGCUUGUGUUCUUUCUGAUUCGUUAACUGAUUUAAUGGUUUCGGGUUUUUUGUUUGCUUUUCAUGAGUUUUUGUUGUGUGUUUUAGUUCCAUUUUCUUCAUAGUUUCUAAAUUCGACCAAGUAAUCAUUGGAUAAUUUGUUCAAUUAUUGGUUUAUUUCAACAAUGUAUGUGUUUAU